GCAGCUCUCCGGCCCGAGUUGUCUGGCGCACAAUCCCUCCAGCAGCCGGGGCGAGAGAGCCACCCAGUCGCCUUGGGCGGGCGGGAGCGACGGCGUCGGUGGAUGCCUCCUGCCGCUCUUAGCCGACUAGGACUGUGGUGGCAGCAGCUGCUCUGCGAGCGGGUCGGGUCCAGCAGCCCGCUGGAGGGGCGCGAUUAGCAGCAGGAGGAGGGGCGGACGGCGACGACGGGGCAGGACCUCGCUGGCCCCUGCUGCCCUGCCCUGGCUGGCCGCCGAAGAAGAGGGCGACGGACUCACCUGCUGCUGCUGCUCGCGCAGCGCCGGGACUAACUUGAGGGGGGAGGCAAAACUUGUCGCCGCCGUCGACGUCGCAGGGCUGGAAGUCCCCGAGAUGCAGGGAGCGCUGAUGUUGAGUCCCAGCCUGGCCGCGCAAAGGCGCGGGAGCCGCGGGAAGCGCACCAUGCCAGGGACGCGGCUGCUGCUCAGCCUGGCUCUCUUCUGCGGCUGCACGCAGCUCCUGGCCGAGGCCAGCUCCUGGUGGUCCUUGGCGAUGAACCCAAUCCAGAGACCUGAGAUGUACAUCAUAGGAGCCCAGCCUGUCUGCAGCCAACUGCCGGGACUGUCCCCAGGCCAGAGGAAGUUGUGCCAACUCUACCAGGAGCACAUGGUCUACAUUGGCGAGGGCGCCAAGAACGCCAUUAAAGAGUGCCAGUAUCAGUUCCGGCAGAGGCGGUGGAAUUGCAGCACCGUGGACAACACGUCUGUGUUCGGCAGGGUCAUGAGCAUAGGUAGCCGAGAGACCGCGUUUACCUAUGCCGUCAGCGCUGCAGGGGUGGUGAAUGCCAUCAGCCGUGCCUGCCGCGAGGGGGAGCUCUCCACCUGUGGCUGCAGCCGGACACCCCGACCGAAGGAUCUUCCUCGAGACUGGCUGUGGGGUGGAUGCGGGGACAAUGUGGAAUAUGGCUAUCGCUUUGCCAAGGAGUUUGUGGAUGCCAGGGAGAGGGAGAGGAACUACGCAAAAGGAUCCGAGGAGCAGGCCCGCACACUUAUGAACCUACAGAACAACGAGGCAGGCCGUAGGGCAGUGUAUAAGCUGGCUGAUGUUGCCUGCAAGUGCCAUGGCGUCUCGGGUUCCUGCAGCCUCAAGACCUGCUGGCUGCAGCUGGCCGACUUCCGCAAAGUGGGCGACCUCCUGAAAGAGAAGUACGACAGCGCUGCGGCCAUGAGGAUCACUCGCAAAGGGAAACUGGAGCUGGUGAACAAUCGCUUCAAUUCCCCGACCCCGGAGGACCUGGUCUACGUCGACCCCAGCCCCGACUACUGCCUGCGCAACGAGACCACGGGCUCGUUGGGUACUCAGGGCCGGCUCUGUAACAAGACCUCGGAGGGCAUGGAUGGCUGCGCGUUGAUGUGCUGUGGCCGGGGCUACGACCAGUACAAGAGCGUCCAGGUGGAGCGUUGCCACUGCAAAUUCCACUGGUGCUGCUACGUCAAGUGUAAAAAGUGCACAGAGAUUGUCGACCAAUACGUCUGUAAAUGAGCCCGCCCAGAGCAACAAAUCUUUAUUAUAUAAAUCUAUAUAAAUAUAUUUUAUAUAUUUGUAUAAAUAAAUAGAUGGUGACGACGAUAAUAAUAAUAAUAAUUAAAGAAGCUUAUUUAAGAGACACUUUUUUGCGGGGGUGGGUGGGUGUCUUAAGAUGUUUCCAUUUGAACGUCUGCCUGGCUGGCUGCUCCUUUUAAAAAUUAUUUAAUUGGGGAGCAAAAUGAGUGGCUUGCGUCCUGGUGCGUGCUGAUUCCCUCCCACCCUUAACACGAGGAGAAAAGGAUGGGCCUACGGCUUCUUCAUUGCCCAAGGAUGUGAUACCUGAUGGCUGAAAUUCAAAUGGGAGUAUGUGCUUCUUGGACACAGUGUCAGGAGAGUGCCUUCCACGCUCAGGUUGAUUUCCAGAAGGACUUGGAGUCUUUUUCUGCUUCAUGUAAAAACACACGGCAGGAUACCAGACUUGACAGCAAAUCGCCUGUGUUCAGUCCUGAACAGUGGCUUAAGGGACGGGGUCCAUGCACAGUGUGGCUGAAGUGCAGAGAGACAGAAAACUGUUGCACAAUGGCAGAUGGUUCCUCUGCCUCCAGUGGAGGAAAGAAAAUAUUUCCUUUCACCUAGAAAGUGCUGCUUUACCCAUCUAUCCUGACAGAAACCCAGCAUCUGGCUCUUUGGCAUUUUCUGGAACGUGGGAGUAGGGGUGUUGGAAUCUACCAAAGCUCUGGAAAAGCAACGGUGUUCUUUUCUUUUGCCUGUUGGUCUGUCUUCUCCUUGUGGAAAAAAACUGGCUGCUGUUUCCUGGGCCUGUUGGAUUGUUUGGGGAGAAACAUGUUCUGUGUGAGUGUCUCUGGACUUGACACACAAAGGACUCAACAAACAGGACACCUCAAUUUUGACUUGGAUGGUUACCUUUCGCACUCCUUUUCAUCCUCCUUGACGCUGUCCUAGAUGUACAGUUUGUUGUCAGCAUUAAAUAUCCCUUGUUGUUGCCCUCUCCUCCUUUGUUUUAGUGAGUGUACUUGUUUUGGGUGGCUGCUAAUGUAUUUCACAACACAGGGGCUGCAGUGCCAAGUUGGACACUGAACUUGGCUUGAACUUAUUGCAGUCAGACUUGAUUCUCGUGUUACUUCUUGCCAUGGCAAAAGUCACAAAGAGGUUUUUUAAGAAACCCUCAAUGUUGCAUAGAGGCUAUUUGGUUUGUAUGCUUCUUUGCAUGGCGAGAGCUGGUUUUCAAGUGGCUAAAGCAAAUGUGUAAUGGUGAAGGAGGCUGCAGAUGAAAUACAUCCAUGUUGUGUGUGUGCUGAGUAUUAAAUUUGCCUUGUAAGA
Molecule: messenger RNA, 2866 nt
Organism: Hemicordylus capensis (graceful crag lizard)
Lineage: Eukaryota; Metazoa; Chordata; Lepidosauria; Squamata; Cordylidae
Gene: WNT5B
Product: Wnt family member 5B
Exons: 5
Coding region: 392-1540 (382 amino acids)
Biological process (GO): neuron differentiation; multicellular organism development; cell fate commitment
Cellular component (GO): extracellular region
Molecular function (GO): cytokine activity; frizzled binding
Source: RefSeq, a predicted model, not a curated record